Synchiropus splendidus (mandarinfish) is the source of this 1408-nucleotide messenger RNA. It is a transcript of the gene anapc15, whose product is annotated as anaphase promoting complex subunit 15. The transcript is spliced from 5 exons. NCBI's taxonomy places the organism in Eukaryota, Metazoa, Chordata, Actinopteri, Syngnathiformes, Callionymidae. The record is from RefSeq and is a predicted model, not a curated record. The coding region runs from base 107 to 478 and encodes 123 amino acids. Gene Ontology annotation, biological process: regulation of mitotic cell cycle spindle assembly checkpoint. Gene Ontology annotation, cellular component: anaphase-promoting complex.
GUUGAAGCAGGUCUGUUUACAACGGACGUAUAACCGGAACACCAUCGGCUGCUUCCGCUCAUUUUGUUUUGAAUCCAUUUGAAGCCCGUCUGGCGGACUUGUCGCCAUGUCCACACUGUUCCCUUCGUUAUUUCCCCGGGUUACCGAGUCCUUGUGGUUUAACUUGGACCGUCCUUGUGUGGAUGAGACUGAACUGCAUCAACAGGAGCAGCAGCAUCAGGCCUGGUUGCAGAGCAUUGCUGAGAAGGACAACAAUUUGAUGCCCAUUGGGAAACCUAUUUUUGAGCAGCCGGGCUACGAGGAGGAAGAGGAAGAGGAUGAUGAGGACGAAGAAGACACAGAGGAGGACUCUGAAGAUGAGGAAGACAUGCAGGACAUAGAUGAGAUGAAUGACUACAACGAGUCACCAGAUGAUGGCGAAAUCAAUGAGGUGGACAUGGAGGAAGCAGACCCAGACCAAGCCCAGUGGAUGAUUUAAGACAAAAAGUUGAUGGCGGUGACUGACUAUUUUGAGGCUUCAACACAUGCUAGUGUGAUGAAAUAAGUUGGCAGUCAAGUUUUUUUUUUAACCGCCUCAUCAGUUUUAACGCUCUGGAAGGAAAUUGCUACGAAAUGUGCAGCUCACACACACGCUGACAAUUCAUGCCUGCUCUAGUCAUUGUCGCAUGACUGCAGUAAACAUUCCUUCCGUGCCUGAGAGCAGAGUGGUCAAGCUAUCCUCGUGUUUGAGCAUAAACGUUGACCCUGUCAUGUGCGUCAUCUGGUAGCGAAUGAAACCGCUGAUGCGGCACAAACUGCUGUGCACACAGCUCCACUGGAAAUUCCCACUGCAUUUAAUUCAGGUAACAUAUAGGAAAGCUAGUCUAUUUAGUGUUUUUUAUUUAAAUCCAUAAAUAUUUUACCUGAAGAGACUCUUCAGCAGGCUCCGGCUAAUGUUUCUGAAAAUUAUUUUUGAUACUUUGUGUUUAAAUAAAUAGAGGCGAUUCAUGUUUGUAAAAAUAAAUUGAUUUCAAUUUGUUAUAUUCUGCUUGAGGUGUUGUUGAUUUUCAGGAGUAGAUCAGAAAUUGAAAGUCUUUUUAUUAUUAUGAUAACCAGUCAGUGGAUUCCCUGGUACACAAGUUCUGCCAUCCCAUCUCUGAUGCCCUUGCUGUACUCCAGUGUUGCCCGAUGAAUCUUCCACUCAUAAAGACCAGACUUGCGGAUGUGCCUAAGGAAUUUCGGGGCACCAGGAAAGAGCACAUUGUCUGCUAAAAUGAUAGAUCCUUUUCCCAACAGACCAGAUCCUUCCAGCAUCUGUAAAACAGAAGCAAAUUGUUUAUUUCUUAUUUAUCUUCUGACAAAACAAUAAAACUGAUCCUGUAUUACCUUAAAUUUUAAGAGCCUUGAAAGAGCAAUACGUUGAUCUUGU